Messenger RNA from Liolophura sinensis, 1521 nucleotides. Its product is annotated as tektin-3-like. NCBI's taxonomy places the organism in Eukaryota, Metazoa, Mollusca, Polyplacophora, Chitonida, Chitonidae. Bases 1 to 1521 code for a protein of 506 amino acids. The record is from RefSeq and is a predicted model, not a curated record. The transcript has 6 exons. Gene Ontology annotation, biological process: cilium movement involved in cell motility; cilium assembly. Gene Ontology annotation, cellular component: nucleus; microtubule cytoskeleton.
AUGGAAUACCUAGGACACACCAACACUGCCACUUACACUUCUGGCCCAAGAAUAGGAGGCAGCAAUUACCAAAGUUUUCUGCCGUCCAUCGGCAGCGCUCAGAAUUUCCGAACCACGGACAGUUUCCCUGCCCCUUCCCCAAUGAGGCGAUCCAUGACUACCCUUCCCUGGAAACCCAGCACCCACUACCAGACUGCCCGGGUCAACCCGUCAACGGCCUUAACGAGCAGUAUGCCCGACCCUAUGUCCUUGAGAAACCAGCUGGGAGAGAUGGAUGUCAGCACGACACCAUCUGUAUUCGCCGCAGCCAGGAACUCUCUCUACACCCGCUACACCCCGAGCGACUGGAUGAACUCUAACCAGAGCAAUUACCUGGCCUCCGACCGGGUCCGAACGGCUGCCGAGCGACUCCGACUUGAUACGGUGCGUCUGUGUCAAGAAACUGACGACAAAACGAAGAGAACCCAGAGCGAUGUGGGCAAGCGCCUGGGCCACAGGGUUGGAGAUAUCCACUUCUGGAAGACAGAAUUACAGAACGAAACAGACCAGAUGCUGACCGAAAUCCACAGUCUGAAUGAGUCUAAACGCGUUCUGGAGAAGGUUCUGCAAGAGACAGAGAACCCCCUGAAGGUCGCCCAGGAAUGUUUGUACCACCGAGAGAAGAGACAGGCCAUUGAUCUAGUCCAUGAUCAUGUGGAGAAGGAGCUGAUCAGGGAGGUUGACGUGAUCAAGAAGUGCCAACAAAAGAUGAGACAGACAAUCGAAAAGGCCAAUGUACAACUAAGCCUGAACCGCGCCGCCCAACACGAACUGGAGAAGGACACAGGCGAUAAAUUUACCGCCCAUAAUUUGGACUCGGCUUGUCACCAACUCCGAAACUCAUCCCGAGGAAUCGCCUAUCGCAAUGGUGUCAACCAUAUAGAUAACACGGUGUCUGUUCCGGAGACCUGGGCUAAUUUCAGCAACAACAACAUUCAGCGUUCCCAGAGUGAGCGUGCUGCCUCCAAACAGAUGAGGAACGAGAUUGAGAGUGUGCUGAACCAGUGCUCUAACGAGAUGUGGCAGGAAUGGAACGCCGUUAACUUCAACUUCACUCAGAGAAUCCAGGAAUCGAGCGAAGCCAGAAACCGGCUACAGAACCAUCUGUCAAAGGUUCUGCAAGAGAUUUUCGACAUGGAGAAAAACAUUGAACUGUUGAAAAAGUCCAUCCAGGAUAAGGAAGCGCCAAUGCAGGUGGCCCAGACCCGCUUGGAUACCCGACUCAGGAGGCCCAAUGUGGAGCUGUGCCGAGAUCCCGUACAGCACAGACUUGUGGAAGAGGUAUCGGAAAUUACUUCAACCGUGGAUGCGUUACAGGCCAAGCUGCGAUUGGCUGAGAACGCUCUCCAGCAGUUGCUCCGCACUAAAUCUACCCUUGAACAAGAUUUAUCUGUGAAGAACAACAGCAUUUACAUCGACAGAGAGAGUUGCAUGGGUAUGCGCAAGACCUUCCCCAUGUCGUCAAGGAUGAUUUCCGCAUAA